Messenger RNA from Oryctolagus cuniculus (rabbit), 1601 nucleotides. It is a transcript of the gene METTL18, whose product is annotated as methyltransferase 18, RPL3 N3(tau)-histidine. Gene Ontology annotation, biological process: peptidyl-histidine methylation, to form tele-methylhistidine. Gene Ontology annotation, molecular function: protein-L-histidine N-tele-methyltransferase activity. Gene Ontology annotation, cellular component: nucleus. Lineage: Eukaryota; Metazoa; Chordata; Mammalia; Lagomorpha; Leporidae. The record is from RefSeq and is a predicted model, not a curated record.
CCGCGCCCUCCGAACCAUAGAGAGGAAGCCGGCUGAGUUCCUCGUAGCUGGACAGAAAGCCGGGCUUGUCAGGCCCCCGGAGGACCCAACUCGCUGGUUUGCGGUUUCCGUGGAGAGGACGCGCUGUGUGACACGAGGGUUUUAUUUUUUUGCCUGGUGAGCCCAGUACACGCCGGACAGCGAGAGUCCCCGGGUCUGCAUUGCUGUAAACGAACUAAGCUGAAAGAGACCAGCAAUCUCCAAAAAGUCAUCUGGAAACAUCUCUGAAUAUUUGGAACAGUGUAUAAGCAGAUAAAGAGAAACUAACAAAAAAAGAAGUAAAAUGAAUAAUUGAGGCAGGUUUCUGUGUGUCUCCACUUUCUAUCUGGAAGUUGAAGAAUCUUCCUUGGAAUUUAAGGAUUUUGUGUUUUUAAGAAGAGAUGACCUUUCAAUUUAAUUUCGCUAUAGAAGAACAUCUGGAAAAUGAAUUAACACCCCCUGGAGUUGCAGCAGUAACUGUGGGUUCCUCAAAAAAGUUGUCGGUCUCAAAAAGUCAAAAGGAGAAACAGAAGGACUUGGCUCCGGCUCCCACGUGGGAACCUAAGUCAGUGGGGAACGCAGCUUCCUGUCAACACACAGACAACCUAUGCAGUGCGACUGACAGUUCAAGGCUCUUGGAGCCACAUGAAAAGCAGUGCUGCUUGAGAGUUGCCAAAGAGCAUGUUAUGCCCACAGAUGUGAAGAAAGUGUUAGAAAAUAAAGUCAUAGACGCGGUACCAGGUCUCCAGAAUGUCAGCCUGUCAGUAGUGAAGACCGCCUUGUUGAAGGAGAGCUGCUCUGGAGAAAACAUAGUUUCGAAGAGCUUUUCUUGUCACUCUGAUCUGAUUACAGGUGUUUACGAAGGAGGCUUAAAAAUCUGGGAAUGUACCUAUGACCUCCUGGCUUAUUUCACAAAGGCCAAAGUAAAGUUUGCUGGCAAAAAAGUGUUGGAUCUUGGCUGUGGAUCAGGGUUGCUGGGUAUAACUGCUUUCAAGAGAGGGGCCAAAGAAGUUCAUUUUCAAGAUUAUAAUGGGAUGGUGAUUGAUGAAGUAACCUUACCUAAUGUUGUGGCUAACUGCACUUUGGAAGGUGAAGAAAAUGAUGUAAAAGAGCCAGAUGUGAAAAGAGGUAGGAAUUCAAGAGUAGCAGAAGAGCUAUGUAAAUGCCGGUUCUUUUCUGGGGAGUGGUCUGAGUUCUGUAACCUUGUCCUGAGCAGUGAGGAACUCUUUGUAAAAUAUGACCUCAUUCUCACUUCAGAAACCAUUUACAAUCCAGAUUACUAUAGUACUUUGCAUCAAACAUUCCUUAGACUGUUGGGAAAAAAUGGACGGGUGCUUUUGGCCAGCAAAGCACAUUAUUUUGGUGUAGGUGGAGGUGUUCAUCUGUUUCAGAAGUUUGUAGAAGAAAGGGAUGUAUUUGAAACUAGAACACUUGAAAUCAUUGAUGAAGGACUAAAGAGGUUCCUAAUUGAGUUGACUUUUAAGUUCCCUAAUUAGUGUUCACUGGAUGUCCUAAGUGAAAUAAACAGAUUGACAAAAACAUGUUUUGAAUAUUUAAUUCUGGUUUUUCUAUUAUUAUUUUGU